This is a messenger RNA of Musca vetustissima, 1435 nucleotides long. RefSeq names its product dnaJ homolog subfamily C member 7 (gene Tpr2). The record is from RefSeq and is a predicted model, not a curated record. The annotation marks the transcript as partial. Lineage: Eukaryota; Metazoa; Arthropoda; Insecta; Diptera; Muscidae. The transcript is spliced from 3 exons. Gene Ontology annotation, molecular function: protein binding.
UAGCAUUGCUGAAGAAAAGAAAAAACUUGGCAACGACGAUUACAAGGCACAAAACUAUCAAUCAGCUUUGAAAUUCUAUUCCGAUGCCAUUUCACUAUGUCCCGACUGUCCAACAUAUUAUGCCAAUCGUUCGGCAUGCUACAUGAUGCUGUCGAAUUAUACGAAUGCCCUGAACGAUGCACGGACAGCGGCACGUUUAGAUCCGGCAUUCGAAAAGGCCUAUGUGCGUAUUGCGAAAUGUUGUGUUGCAAAGGGUGAUAUUAUCGGUGCUGAACAGGCUAUUAAGAAAAUCGAAGAACUGGAUCCACAGAGCAAUUCGGUGAAUGCGGAAAAACAGGCCACACAACAGCUCCGGCAAUUGGAACAGACCGUACAAUCGAAUUAUGACGCCAAAGCCUAUCGCAAUGUAGUUUUCUAUUUGGAUUCGGCCAUUAAAUUGGCACCAGCCUGUUACAGAUACCGCUUGCUCAAAGGUGAAUGUUUGGCAUUGUUGGGCCGCUGCGAUGAAGCCGUUGAUAUUGCCAUUAGUGUCAUGAAACUGGACAGUACCUCGGCUGAUGCCAUUUAUGUACGCGGUCUCUGCUUCUACUAUACGGAUAAUCUGGAAAAGGGUAUCAAACAUUUCGAAUUGGCCUUGCAACUCGAUCCGGAUCACAAAAAAGCCAAAGAAAUGCGCACCAAAAGUAAAACCCUUAAAGAUAUGAAAGAAAACGGCAAUGUCCUCUUCAAAACGGGACGUUAUCGUGAAGCUCAAUCCGUUUACACCGAAGCCUUAAAAAUCGAUGAACUGAACAAGGAUAUUAAUUCGAAACUUUUAUAUAAUCGUGCUUUAGUCCAUUCCAAAUUGAAUAAUUUACGUGAUGCGGUAGCGGAUUGCACCCGCGUCCUCGAGAUCAAUGAUAAAUAUUUGAAGGCAUUGCUGUUGCGUGCCCGCUGCUACAAUGAUCUGGAAAAAUUCGAAGAGUGUGUCAAUGAUUAUGAGGCUGCUGUACAGCUACAGAAAACACCAGAAAUUAAGAAACUUUUACGUGAUGCUAAAUUUGCAUUGAAAAAAUCAAAACGUAAGGAUUACUAUAAGAUAUUGGGUGUAUCACGUAAUGCCGGCGAAGAUGAAAUUAAGAAGGCAUACCGUAAGAAAGCUUUGGUCCAUCAUCCAGAUCGUCAUGCGAACAGUUCACCGGAAGAGCGUAAAGAGCAAGAAUUGAAAUUUAAGGAAAUUGGUGAAGCCUAUGCGAUUCUAUCGGAUCCUAGGAAAAAGAUGCGUUACGAUAGUGGUCAAGAUAUGGAGGAACAUGAUCAAGCUGACAUUGAUCCAUCACAUGUAUUCCGGCACUUCUUCCAAUUCGGUGGUGGCCCAGCUGGUCAAUCAUCGUUUAAUUUUGAAUUUUAAAAGCGGAUGAAAAAACUCAAACGAAGAAUGUUGCGUUUUUUGUAA